AUGAUAUCUGGGCCAGGAAGCAGCCACUCUGGUCUAGGAAGCAGUCAAGAUGUCCAGAGAAGGACAUGGAACCCCAGGAAUUACUCAGCAAGACUCACGGAAAACAUCGGACUCCCUCUGACACUGCUUGAAAAACACAGCCCCUGGCCAGCCUAUGUCACCUACGUCUCCCCUGCAGUAGCCCGACUCACUGAGAGAAGCUGGGCCCGGGAUCUGGAGUGCAUUUAUGCUGCUGAGAAGAACCGCAAACCAAUAAGACCUAGCAAACCCAGUACUGUGCAACUGAAGAGGAGGAAGUCAUCCAAGCCCUCAGAACUCAUGCUGAAAGAUGCCCUGUCAGAGACCAUGUGGGAAGGCUCCACCAUAAACAUCAGCCCCAUAUUUGUCCCAGAACCUUCACAACUCCAAAUGGAAGCCAGAGAGGGGCCCACAUCAAACUACAACAAGAUCAUUUUCUCCAGGAGGCCUGCAAUGAAGAAACUCCCAUUUGGCGUACUACAGGCCAACAAGGAGACACAUACCAGCGUUUAG
Messenger RNA from Apodemus sylvaticus (European woodmouse), 531 nucleotides. RefSeq names its product CMT1A duplicated region transcript 4 (gene Cdrt4). The transcript is spliced from 2 exons. NCBI's taxonomy places the organism in Eukaryota, Metazoa, Chordata, Mammalia, Rodentia, Muridae. The record is from RefSeq and is a predicted model, not a curated record. The coding region runs from base 1 to 531 and encodes 176 amino acids.